Malus domestica (apple) is the source of this 1584-nucleotide messenger RNA. Its product is annotated as protein NODULATION SIGNALING PATHWAY 2-like. Gene Ontology annotation, biological process: regulation of DNA-templated transcription. Gene Ontology annotation, cellular component: nucleus. Gene Ontology annotation, molecular function: sequence-specific DNA binding; DNA-binding transcription factor activity. The record is from RefSeq and is a predicted model, not a curated record. Lineage: Eukaryota; Viridiplantae; Streptophyta; Magnoliopsida; Rosales; Rosaceae.
AUGAUGCAACCUGGGAUGUUUCAGACCUUGUGGCCGUACCUGAAUGUAACAAAUUCACCUUCGGAUACAAAUGAAUACACUGAUCAGAUGGGGAGCUCUGAAUUUUCUUCCAUUUUCAUGGCUUCGGACGAAUUUUCAGAAACUUCUUUUCCAUUUUCAACCAUGUUUUCUGGUGAAUUUGAACAAGUUGCAGAUAGUGAUCAUCUCCUGCAAGUCUAUUCGACCGAGGUGGAGGAAUUUCCGAUGGAGUUGGGAGGAUUCGAGCCUAACUAUUUAAUCGGUGAGAUAGAAAAUAUGUAUGCCUCAUGUUUGGAGAGCAGUGAGGGUAGUACUCUUCCUUCGCAGCAAUUUUCUGUUGAAGGAAAUGAUGCGUGGAGUCCAAACUCUUUUGUGACAUCUGAGACAUCCGUCCAACAAUCAAUAACCCUGCCGAUAGACGAGAUGGAAAUCGACAACAAAGUGAGUAUUCACCAUCUGCUCAAGGCGUUCGGUGAGGCCAUGGAGAUGGGGCAGAGGGAGCUGGGGAAGGUGAUCAUGAGAUGCCUUGCGGAGAAAGUAAACCCACUUGGUCAAUCCCUUGAGCGCGUUGCGUUCAACUUAUGUCAAGGAGUUGUUGAUAACCAGCACAGAGACUAUUUGAAACAAGAAUCCUGCAAGAAUUUUGAGGCAGCAUUCAACUUGUUCUACCAAAUCUUCCCUUUUGGAAGAUUUGCUCACUACGCAGCAAACACCGCAAUCCUCAAGGCUAUCCCAGAAGAUGUAGAGACGGUUCAUGUAGUGGAAUUUGAUAUCGGUGAAGGGGUUCAAUUGUCUCAGCUGAUUGAGGCUGUGGCAAAGAGAAACAAAACAUUAAAAGUGACAGCAAUUAAAUGGGAUGUGGAUGAGAGAGAUGAGGUUGCUCCUCCACAGUGGAGAUUUGAGGAGACGAAAAGGCAACUCCAGCAUCACGCAAGGUCUUUUGGUCUAAACUUGAAGGUGGAGGAGAUCACGAUCGAGGAUUUGGUGAGCGAAAUCAAGAAGGUGAACAAAAGAGGUGGAAGAAGAGAAUUUAUAGCCUUCAACACUAUGGUAGGGCUUCCUCACAUGAGGAGGAGAAGAAGCAGAGGACUUGUCAUGGAAUUCCUAAGGCUAGUUAAGAAUUUACUAGCCAAUUCGGCAAGAGGUAUCAUAACGUUUGGUGAUGGAGAUGCUUGCGCGUUAAGGGGAAAUGACUCGAGUUUCAGCUCCUUCUUUGACACGAAUGUUGUGCAUUACAAAGCCUUGUUAGAGUCUUUGGAAUCAACCUUCCCGAGCCACCUAGGAGAGGCAAGGAUGGUGAUGGAGUUGUUGUUUGUGGCACCGUAUGUGUCUUCUCAGGCUUGGCUCGAUAAGUGGAACGAAGCAAGAGAAGGCAGAAAUCUUCAGUCCUGGUUCGGGCUUGAGGGUAGGCGAGUGAGCGGGGAAAUGUUGACGGAGGCCAAAGAAAUGGUGGGAGCAGAUAGCUCGUACGGAGUGAGAAUUGGAGGAGAGAAUGCGAAUGAGAUGGCCUUGGAAUGGAAUGGAAUUCCUUUGGUUACAGUGGAAACCUGGACAAACCAAAGCUAG